Naegleria gruberi is the source of this 906-nucleotide messenger RNA. RefSeq lists its product as uncharacterized. Bases 1 to 906 code for a protein of 301 amino acids. The record is from RefSeq and is a predicted model, not a curated record. NCBI's taxonomy places the organism in Eukaryota, Heterolobosea, Eutetramitea, Acrasida, Naegleriidae. The transcript has a single exon.
AUGCUCACACAUCAAACUUCUCUCUUCCGAAGUGUUGUCAGAAGAAGCUUUUGUUCGUCAUCAUCACUGCUGUUAUUAACAAGGAGAAAUUUUACCACAACAAUAAUUUUAAAUAAUAAUCAGGAAAAAACAAGAGUUAGACCGUUGACAGAGAAGGACAAACUUAAACAGAGACAAAUUAAUUUCGAGAAGAGGCUGAAGGAAUUGGAUGACUCUGCUAUCGAUCUAGGUAAUAAUGAAACUUUGAAUCAACCACCAAAAAGUUUUGAACAGAGAUUGAAGGAAUUAGAAAGAAAUGCAACUACAACAAAAUCCAAAGUUCCGAAAUGGCUUAAAGAACAUCAUACAAGACAUCCAACACCAUAUUCGAUAUAUGUGAAACAGUGUUGGAAAAAUGCAAUUGAACAUUAUGAAAACAACAAGGAACAUUUUGAUAAUUUAUUUCCAAAUUUCGAGAAACGAAAGAAUUUGAUGAUUUCAAAAAUAUUAGCACUUCAGUGGAAAACAUUGAAAGAAGAGGAUAAAAAAAUAUAUUACGAUACUCAUGAGGAGAUUAAAAAAGCAAAUCCUUUACCAAUCGUGGAUGAUAAACCAGAGUGGAAGAAAAUUAAAAGACCAAGAACAGCUUUCCUACAUUUCAAGAUGGAUAUUUUCCAGAGUGUGAAAUCUCAAUUUGCAAGCUACAACAUCCAACAAUUGAAUUUUAUUAUUUCUGAAAUGUAUAAAAAAUUACCAGAGGAUAAGUUGGAAUAUUACAGAGGACUUUGCUCUAAAGAAAGAAGCCAGUAUUAUAAACUAAAAGAAGAAACGAUAAAUAAGCAUAAGAAGCCAACAGAGGAAAUCAAACAGGAGGAUUAUGAAAAUGAGGAAGAGGAUGAUGAAUACGAAAGUGAUGAAUUUUAUUAA